Molecule: messenger RNA, 4236 nt
Organism: Sardina pilchardus (European sardine)
Lineage: Eukaryota; Metazoa; Chordata; Actinopteri; Clupeiformes; Clupeidae
Gene: smarca1
Product: SWI/SNF related, matrix associated, actin dependent regulator of chromatin, subfamily a, member 1
Exons: 24
Coding region: 106-3162 (1018 amino acids)
Biological process (GO): regulation of transcription by RNA polymerase II; nucleosome organization
Cellular component (GO): nucleus; chromatin
Molecular function (GO): ATP-dependent chromatin remodeler activity; ATP binding; histone binding
Source: RefSeq, a predicted model, not a curated record
CAGGAUUCUUGUACUGUCUGAUAAUGACGUAGACGCUUAUUUUGCCAUGUAUAACUUACUGUCUGAUAAAAAAUAAUUCAGGAUAAGGACCUGUGUGUUGGCGUAAUGUCUGACGAAGAGGUACCCUCCACUUCCCGCGAUGCCAAGCAGGAGUCGGAGGAGGACGAGCCAGCCUUUCAUCUGAAGCCGCCACCCAAGGCAGCCGUGAAAGAGGGCACCGUCGACCCGGAGUAUGAGGAGAAGAGGAGAACGGACCGAGCGAAUCGCUUUGAGUUCCUGCUGAAGCAGACGGAGCUCUUUGCUCACUUCAUCCAGCCGGCCUCGCAGAAAUCCCCCACCUCGCCCCUGAAGGUGCGCGUGGGGAGACCCCGCAUCAAGCAGGACGAGAAGCAGGACCUCCUGUCUGUGGGCGACAACCGGCACCGUCGCACUGAACAGGAGGAGGAUGAGGAGCUGCUCUCGGAGAGUCGCAAGGCCGCAAACGUGCUGGUGCGCUUCGAGGAGUCCCCCUCAUAUGUGAAGAAUGGCACUUUGAGAGACUACCAAGUACGAGGCCUGAACUGGAUGAUCUCUCUCUAUGAGAAUGGCAUCAAUGGCAUCCUGGCUGAUGAGAUGGGUUUGGGGAAGACUUUGCAGACCAUAGCCUUGCUGGGCUACCUGAAGCACUACCGCAACAUCCCCGGGCCCCACAUGGUGCUGGUGCCCAAGUCCACCCUUCACAACUGGAUGAACGAGUUCAAGCGCUGGGUCCCCACUCUGAAAGCCGUCUGCCUCAUUGGAGACAAAGAUGCAAGGGCAGCGUUCAUCCGUGACGUGAUGAUGCCGGGCGAGUGGGACGUGUGCGUCACCUCCUACGAGAUGGUCAUCAGGGAGAAGUCUGUCUUCAAGAAGUUCAACUGGAGAUACCUGGUCAUUGACGAGGCCCAUAGGAUAAAGAACGAGAAGUCUAAGCUGUCGGAGAUUGUGCGUGAGUUCAAGACAACCAAUCGGCUUCUUCUGACUGGUACGCCCCUUCAGAACAACCUCCAUGAGCUCUGGUCUCUGCUCAACUUCCUCCUCCCAGAUGUCUUCAACUCUGCUAAUGACUUUGACUCGUGGUUUGACACUAAUAACUGUCUGGGUGAUCAGAAGCUGGUUGAGAGACUGCACGCAGUUCUGAGGCCGUUUCUGUUGAGGAGAAUCAAAGCGGACGUGGAGAAGAGCCUCCUGCCUAAGACGGAGACGAAGAUCUACCUGGGACUCAGCAAGAUGCAGCGCGAGUGGUACACUCGCAUCCUCAUGAAGGAUAUCGACAUCCUGAACUCGUCCGGCAAGACGGACAAGAUGCGUCUGCUGAACAUCCUCAUGCAGCUGCGCAAGUGCUGCAACCACCCGUACCUGUUCGACGGCGCCGAGCCGGGGCCCCCCUACACCACGGACACACACCUGGUCACCAACAGCGGCAAGAUGGUGGCCCUCGACAAGCUGCUGCCCAAAGUGAAGGAGCAAGGAUCCCGAGUGCUGAUUUUCAGUCAGAUGACGCGUGUCUUGGACAUCUUGGAGGACUACUGCAUGUGGAGGGGACACGAGUACUGCAGACUAGAUGGAAACACUCCCCAUGAAGCCAGAGAGCAAGCCAUCGAGGCGUUCAACGCGCCCAACAGCAGCAAGUUCCUGUUCAUGCUGAGCACGCGGGCGGGGGGGCUGGGCAUCAACCUGGCCACGGCCGACGUGGUCAUCCUCUACGACUCCGACUGGAACCCGCAGGUGGACCUGCAGGCCAUGGACCGUGCCCACCGUAUCGGUCAGAAGAAGGCGGUGCGUGUGUUCAGGCUGAUUACGGAGAACACGGUGGAGGAGAGGAUCGUGGAGAGAGCCGAGAUGAAGCUGCGCCUCGACUCCAUCGUCAUACAGCAAGGGCGCCUGAUCGACCAGCAGUCCAAUAAGCUGCAGAAGGACGAGAUGCUGCAGAUCAUCAGGCAUGGGGCCACGCACGUCUUCGCCUCCAAGGACAGCGAGCUCAAGGACGAGGACAUCGACCCCAUCCUGGAGAGAGGAGCUAAGAAGACAGCGGAGAUGAACGAGCGACUGGAGAAGCUGGGCGAGGGUUCUCUGAGGAACUUCACCAUGGAUACGGGAGCAGAGACCAGCCUGUACAACUUUGAAGGCGAAGACUAUCGUGAGAAACAAAAGCUUAGCAUGAUGGAGUGGAUUGAACCUCCAAAACGGGAGCGCAAGGCCAACUACGCUGUGGACGCCUACUUCAGAGAAGCCCUGAGAGUCAGCGAACCCCGAGCACCAAAGGCUCCUCGGCCCCCUAAGCAGCCCAACAUCCAGGACUUCCAGUUCUUCCCCCCGCGCCUCUUUGAGCUGCUGGAGAUGGAGAUCCUGCACUACAGGAAGACCAUCGGGUACAAGGUGCCCAGAACUCCAGACAUCCCCAAUGCAGCUCAAGUCCAGAAGGAGGAGCAGCGCAAAAUAGAUGAAGCGGAACCGCUCUCACCUGAGGAGACCGAGGAGAAGGAGAAACUACUCACACAGGGAUUCACGAGUUGGAAUAAGCGUGACUUCAAUCAGUUCAUCAAAGCCAAUGAGAAGUACGGGCGAGAUGACAUAGACAAUAUCGCUCGAGAAGUUGAGGGCAAAACUCCUGAGGAAGUCAUAGAAUAUUCUGCGGUCUUCUGGGAGCGCUGUAACGAGCUGCAGGACAUUGAGAAGAUCAUGGCCCAGAUCGAGAGGGGAGAAGCUCGCAUCCAGAGACGCAUCAGCAUCAAGAGGGCGCUGGACGCAAAGAUCGCGCGGUACAAGGCGCCGUUUCACCAGCUGCGGAUCCAGUACGGGACCAACAAGGGCAAGAACUACACGGAGGAGGAGGACCGCUUCCUCAUAUGCAUGCUGCACAAGAUGGGCUUCGACAAGGAGUACGUCUACGAGGAGCUCCGCCAGUGUGUGCGCAACGCGCCGCAGUUCAGAUUCGACUGGUUCAUCAAGUCCAGGACCGCAAUGGAGCUCCAGAGACGCUGCAACACUCUCAUCUCCCUGAUCGAGAAGGAGAACAUGGAGAUCGAGGAGAGGGAGCGGGCCGAGAAGAAGAAGAGAGCCCCUAAGGGACAGAGUCAGGCGCACAAGAGGAAAGCUGACGCCGACUCCUCUGGGCGCAAGGAGAAGAAAGCUCGCACCUGAAGGCCUCGUUAGGGUGCUGUGGAGCAUUAUGACUAAUUCAGACACACACACACGCACACACACGCACACACACAAACAUACACACUCACUUACCAACCAAUCCAUUUGCUCGCAUUUCCAAUAAUCCCAUAAUCUGUGCAUGGUUGUAUGCUGAAAAGAAGAAUACUAGAGCAAACCCAGUAGGUGUGCUUGGCUUGAUGUUCACCCGGGAGGAGCUCACCCUCCCCCCCCCCCUCCCCCCCCCCCCCCCCCCUCCGAGACCCAUGGCAGACUGUGACGUCAUAAAGACAUUGUGAUCGCGUGCGGUCGGGUUGACGCUGAAUCUCUGAGCCAGUGAGAUGAGAAGCCGUGGCUAUGCUGUAACAUGUUCACCAGGUGGCGCUGUGACGUAUGGAGAUGUGUUCAGUCAAACCCACCCCACCCCUCAUGUCUCCACUCCCGAGUGUGUUGCAUUUGCUGUGUGCUAGUAAUCGUGUCACGCUCAUGGAAUAUCAAUAGUAAAUAGUGAGGUUCUGGAUAAGAAAAAAAACAAACAAACAAACAAGCAAAAUGGAUCUAAGUCAUUAUUUUGUGAAGAUGGCUGUCUCUGCUGGCUGCAAGGCUUCUGAUUUGUACGGGGUUUCUUUCCCAGCCUUUUUUAUAUAGUAUAGUCGUUUAAUGCACUUUGAAGAAAAAAACCCCCGAAGAGUUCAAACAUCAUAUCUGAUGUCUUUUUGAUUUCGGCAUGCGGAGAGAAAAAAAAGAAAGGGCAGUUUUAUGUCUGUUUGUUGUGAUUCUGUGUUUGCCUGAUAAGCUGUUAUGCAAGUUACGUACCGCAUCUUGUAUUACCCCACAUGAUGACUUUUGCACAUAUCUUGAGCAUUUUUCUACAUUUCAUUGAAAGGGUCAUAUGAGCUUUUUACAUAUUCAUAUUUUAAUCUUUUCAUGGUUUCCCCCUUUCUAUGUAUUAGCUUAGUGUUAUUAAAUAAAACCAAAAAAUGACUGAAUGGCUGUGUGGGGGUGUUUGUAUUUAUGUCCGGAAAAUACAUGUAGAUUACAAAUAUCGUAAUUUCCCAACUAUUAGCCAUGGCUUAC